AUGACAAUAGGUGCUGACAUUCGGAUAGUGCGUGAUGACUGCGAUUCUCAUAGUAAUGUCUGGAACAAUUUCAAGUUGAAACCCAAUAAAAUGAGUCAGAAGAGAUCUACGAAAAAGUCUUGUAUUGACUGUGAGAAACCAGCUCCUGACAAAAUCCAUUGGGCACCGAGACUUCCAAAGACAAGAAGUGGAAAGAUAAUGAGAAGAAUUUUGAGGAAAAUAGUUUCAAGGCAAUUAGAUGAACUUGGGGAUACAAGCACACUUGCAGAUCCAAGCGUCAUUGAUCAGCUUGUUGCACUUGCUGACUCUUAG
Molecule: messenger RNA, 312 nt
Organism: Fraxinus pennsylvanica
Lineage: Eukaryota; Viridiplantae; Streptophyta; Magnoliopsida; Lamiales; Oleaceae
Source: the annotation of a GenBank genome assembly